Messenger RNA from Drosophila subobscura, 1736 nucleotides. Its product is annotated as endoplasmic reticulum lectin 1. Gene Ontology annotation, biological process: retrograde protein transport, ER to cytosol; endoplasmic reticulum unfolded protein response. NCBI's taxonomy places the organism in Eukaryota, Metazoa, Arthropoda, Insecta, Diptera, Drosophilidae. Gene Ontology annotation, cellular component: endoplasmic reticulum lumen. The coding region runs from base 89 to 1675 and encodes 528 amino acids. The transcript is spliced from 4 exons. The record is from RefSeq and is a predicted model, not a curated record.
UUAUUUUUGGAAGAAACAACACGUAGCAAUUUUUAUUUAUUUAUAUUUGGCAUGAAAAUACUCAAGUAGCCAUAUUUUAAAAGUGAACAUGAAGGGCGUUCAAGUAAAUACAAUAAGAGCAGCGCUGCUGCUUGGCCUGUUGUGCGUUGUGGCGUCCCACGAAGCGAAGGAUUUCGAUGAUUCCAUUUUGUACAGAAUUGAUUGGGCCGUGCCAGAUUUGAUAAGUGGCGAACCUGAUUUGGGCAACGCACUGACAUCGUUCAUUACUACCGACAAAGAGAAAUAUGAAUGUCUUAUACCCGCGCUGGAGAAACCAAAGGAGGAGGAGAAGUCCGACAUGCCAGAGUUGUCUCCCAUCAGCUUACUAAAGCCGACUUUCUCUGGCCAAACUUGUUCGUACCGCAUCGAAGCCUAUUGGUCCUACGAGAUUUGCCAUGGACAUCAUGUGCGUCAGUAUCACGAGGAGCGCGAGGGCAAGAACGUCAAGUUCCACGAGUACUACCUGGGCAAAUGGAGCGAGGAGAAGACGGAGCUGCUGUCAAAAGCCUGGGAGGCGGAACAAAAGGACGGGGGAAAGCACAAGUACAAGACCAUAAAGAUUGACAAUACGCGCUAUCCGUAUUUCGAAAUGGAAUACACCGACGGCACCAUGUGUUAUAUUAUCGAUGCCAAACGCACCACAACGGUUCGCUAUGUGUGCUAUCCCCAUGGAAAGGACGAUAUUUACUCUUUCAAAGAGACGUCCUCCUGCAACUAUGAGGCGAUUAUACUGACCUCUGCAUUGUGCGUCAUUCCUGGCUUCCAUGCGGAGGAGACCCAGGAGACCACCAUCAAGUGCUUCAAUUCGGAAACAGAGCCGCAUAAGCCAUUGAGCAUGCUGCGCUCAGAGCUAAGCGAAUGGGCCGAAAGCGAGUCCGAUCUGAUACUCUCAAACGAUGCCGAAAAUAAGCCUGUUACGAAGGCGUGGCCAAAGGAGGGCGAAGUAGUAACUCUCAAACACAGCGGUGAUGUCGACAAAAUCAUAAUGGAGUUGAUAAACAAAAAUGGAGUGGAAUCCGAGAAGGAAUAUCAACAACUUUUGCUCGCCAAAACGGGAUCUACUCUUGGAACACAGCCCAGCCCCAUCGAUGAACUCACGCCCAUCAGGCAGUUUAUAUCGGGAGCCAACUGCCUAAUUGGGGGCAACGGCUGGUGGCGCUAUGAAUUCUGCUAUGGCAAGCAUGUGCGACAGUUCCACAAGGAUAAGAAUAGUGAAGUUGAACUGUUCCUUGGCUACUUCUCGGAGGAGUCCCACCGCCAGUGGGCCGUAGCAAAUCCCGAUAAGGGAGCACGCCGAACCGGCUUCUCCUCGUCCAUUUGGCACCAUUAUGUGAAGGGAACACAUUGUGAUCGCACCAGCCAGCCGCGUGAGGUGGAUGUCAAGCUGACGUGCACGCCCGUGACCACCAGUGGAACGGCCGUGUCCAUGUACUUGCUAGAGCCAAAGACGUGCCAGUAUAUCCUGGUCGUGGAAUCGCCCAUCAUUUGUGAUCUCCUGCGCUAUGCAGACUCCCACGGACUGGUGAAGCCCGAAAACCUAUACAAAGUCUUCACUAGUGACGAAGGCCAGCCCGAGAGCCCGGCACCUGCCCCGGAACGGACCACUGAUGACUCUGGAGAGAAAAUACGCUCAUAGAGCCACCAGCGUAUUCCAUUUCUAGUGAAUUAAUUUUAAAUACAUGUACAUGUAAAUUAAA